AGGCGGGGCCGAGUGUGUGUGUGAGGGGGGGCAGGUCUGCAUUGCCGCUUCCCCUGGUACCCGGAGCAGUCGCCGCUGCCGCCUCAGACCCGCGGCCGGGACCCCCGCCCUCACCCGGGACUCCCUUACCCGGGGAAUCGGCCCAGAUCUCCAGAGGCUUGUGGAAGAGAAGUAGGCGGCCCUUCCUGGGUUAUCCUGGCCUAGCCCCACCAACCUGGCUCCCCCUCCCCUUCCCAUCCCCUGCUCUCCCUCUCCCUUCCCCACUCACCCAACUGAACUGGUUGUAGGCCAAAGCUCCUCUCCCUCCUUCCCCUCCUAGACACUCACUGGCCAGGUCCUAUUUCCUCUUAUUCUGUGCCCAAAGAUACCGGAACACACUUCUAACUGCGGGGACAAGUCGUCUUGACUCCUCAAGUCCCUGAGCAAAAAUUGAAAAAGAAGCAGGGAGUGUGGGGAGAUCCGUUGAAGUGCCCUAAAGCCCCAUCAUGGAAGAGGGCUUCCGAGACCGGGCAGCUUUCAUCCGUGGGGCCAAAGAUAUUGCCAAGGAAGUCAAGAAGCAUGCGGCCAAGAAGGUGGUGAAGGGCCUAGACAGAGUCCAGGAUGAAUAUUCCCGAAGAUCCUACUCCCGCUUUGAGGAGGAGGAUGAUGAUGAUGACUUCCCUGCUCCCACUGAUGGCUAUUACCGUGGGGAAGGGGCUCAGGACGAAGAGGAAGGUGGCGCAUCUAGUGAUGCCACUGAGGGCCAUGAUGAGGACGAUGAGAUCUAUGAGGGGGAAUAUCAGGGUAUCCCCCGGGCAGAGUCUGGGGGCAAAGGCGAGAGGAUGGCAGAUGGGGCACCCCUGGCUGGAGUGAGGGGGGGCUUGAGUGAUGGGGAGGGCCCCCCUGGGGGCCGAGGGGAGGCACAGCGGCGGAAAGAACGAGAAGAACUGGCCCAGCAGUAUGAAGCCAUCCUACGGGAGUGUGGUCAUGGCCGUUUCCAGUGGACACUGUAUUUCGUGCUUGGUCUGGCACUGAUGGCUGAUGGUGUUGAGGUCUUUGUGGUGGGCUUCGUGCUGCCCAGUGCUGAGAAAGACAUGUGCCUGUCUGACUCCAACAAAGGCAUGCUGGGCCUCAUCGUCUACCUGGGCAUGAUGGUGGGAGCCUUCCUCUGGGGAGGUCUGGCUGACCGGCUGGGUCGAAGACAGUGUCUACUCAUCUCACUCUCAGUCAACAGCGUCUUUGCCUUCUUCUCAUCUUUCGUCCAGGGUUAUGGCACUUUCCUCUUCUGCCGCCUCCUUUCCGGGGUUGGGAUUGGAGGGUCUAUCCCCAUUGUCUUCUCCUAUUUUUCGGAGUUUCUGGCCCAGGAGAAACGUGGGGAGCAUUUGAGCUGGCUCUGCAUGUUUUGGAUGAUUGGUGGAGUGUACGCAGCUGCUAUGGCCUGGGCCAUCAUCCCCCACUACGGGUGGAGUUUUCAGAUGGGUUCUGCUUACCAGUUCCACAGCUGGAGGGUCUUUGUCCUCGUCUGCGCCUUUCCCUCUGUGUUUGCCAUUGGGGCUCUGACCACACAGCCUGAGAGCCCCCGUUUCUUCCUGGAGAACGGGAAGCAUGAUGAGGCCUGGAUGGUGCUGAAGCAGGUUCAUGACACCAACAUGCGAGCCAAGGGGCAUCCUGAGCGAGUAUUCUCAGUAACCCACAUUAAGACGAUUCAUCAGGAGGAUGAAUUGAUUGAGAUCCAGUCAGACACGGGGACCUGGUAUCAGCGCUGGGGCGUCCGGGCCUUGAGCCUUGGGGGGCAGGUUUGGGGGAAUUUCCUCUCCUGUUUUGGUCCGGAAUAUCGGCGUAUCACUUUGAUGAUGAUGGGUGUGUGGUUCACCAUGUCAUUCAGCUACUACGGCCUGACGGUCUGGUUUCCUGACAUGAUCCGCCAUCUCCAGGCGGUGGACUACGCAGCCCGCACCAAAGUGUUCCCCGGGGAGCGUGUAGAGCAUGUGACUUUUAACUUCACACUGGAGAAUCAGAUCCACCGAGGAGGGCAGUACUUCAAUGACAAGUUUAUCGGGCUGCGUCUGAAGUCAGUGUCCUUUGAAGAUUCGCUGUUUGAGGAGUGUUAUUUCGAGGAUGUCACAUCUAGCAACACAUUUUUCCGCAACUGCACAUUCAUCAACACAGUGUUUUAUAACACGGACCUGUUUGAGUACAAGUUUGUGAACAGCCGUCUGGUAAACAGCACAUUCCUGCACAACAAGGAGGGCUGCCCACUAGAUGUGACAGGGACAGGCGAAGGUGCCUACAUGGUGUACUUUGUCAGCUUCUUGGGGACGCUUGCUGUGCUUCCUGGGAACAUCGUGUCUGCCCUGCUCAUGGACAAGAUUGGCAGGCUUAGGAUGCUCGCUGGCUCCAGUGUGAUGUCCUGUGUCUCCUGCUUCUUCCUGUCUUUUGGAAACAGCGAGUCGGCCAUGAUUGCUCUGCUCUGCCUUUUUGGGGGGGUCAGCAUUGCAUCCUGGAAUGCUCUGGAUGUGUUGACUGUCGAACUCUACCCCUCAGACAAGAGGACCACAGCCUUCGGCUUCCUGAAUGCCCUGUGCAAGCUGGCGGCUGUGCUGGGGAUCAGUAUCUUCACGUCUUUUGUGGGAAUCACCAAGGCUGCCCCAAUUCUUUUUGCCUCAGCUGCUCUUGCCCUUGGCAGCUCUCUGGCCCUGAAGCUGCCUGAGACCCGAGGGCAGGUGCUGCAGUGAGGGGGUCUCUGGGGCUUCGGGAGUGGCAGGCACACUGUGAGACCAACAACUCCUUCUUCCCCUCCCUGCCCUGCCUUCCUGGCCCCCAGAGCCCUCACUCCCCACUCCCGUUUGGUGUCUUAGCUGUGCGUGUGUGCAUGUGUGUGACCCCCGUGGGCAGGGACUACAGGGAAGGCUCCUUCAUCCCAGUUUUGGGAUGAAACUCUACUCCCUUCUUCCUACUACCCUCAACUUUGCACAAGAGAAGGCUGAGCCUCACCCUUCUCCCCCCGGUGUUAGUGAGGGGCCCUCACUUCCCUGCUCCAGGAGUUCCAGAACUGGCUUCCUGCCUUCCCCCUCAUUCCCUCUGCCUAGGCCCUGGUGAGACCAUGGGUAUGCAGUUAUCCUGGGGGCUGGGGCUUGGGUAUAGACCAUGGACCAAAAGAACUUCUUAGAGUUGGAAGGGCUGGGUGCCCUCUCACACCGCCUGGUGGACGCUGGGGGAGUAGCAAUAAACCUCAGGCCCCUGGCUUCUCCUUCCCCCUAAAUUUGGGCUGCAAAUACAAGGCCUGAAUUUUAUGAAAUUAGCUAAUUCUUAUUUAUUUAUAUAUUAAGUUCUGAGGCAGCUCAGCAGGACUGUGUGUGUGAAUGUGUGUAUACAUUUAUGUAUGUGUGUGCAUGUGCCAUGGGGUGGGGGUGUCAAUAUACUGUCCUAAAAUAUAAGCCAAGGGUAAUCUCAACGGACACACACACAACCCUGCCUCCCAUAGUACUUCCCCUAAUCUCCUUUCUGUGUUGAGCCUGGGAGGGAGGAGCCCUAGGCCAGUCUAGGGUAAGAGUCCCACAGUCUAGGGGGAUCUGAGAGCACCUGACAAGGCCCAUCGCUUUCCCUCCUCUCAAGAAGCACAGGCCUCCUCUGGAGCCAGAGGCUCCACCCACUAUCGCACAGACAGGAACAGCACAGCUGCCCUCCCCUGUCACCUCACAGGCAGGGGAGCAAGGGAGGGAGAGAAACCAGGCAUAUGGUCAAACCAGCAGAUCAAAAAGCACAAGGAGCUGGGGCAGGGGCCCUCCUGGCAACUCCUCUGAAAGUGGGGAGAGGUUGGGCUAUAUGUGAGGGACCCCUAAUGCAGGGACCAGAAGCCUCAGUUUCCCCAUCUUACCCUUCUACACAAUAGCCUCUGUAGGUUAGGCUGCCCUGUCCCACCCUACUCUGUGUGGCUGCUUUCUUUGGUGCCCUCUCCUCACCCUACUGUAGCUGUGAUGUGUUGUAGUUUUUAGCUGUUUGUAAAAUGUUUAAAAAAGUUAAAAGGAAAAAAGUGAAAAUAACAACAAAAAAGAAAAUCUAAAUUCACCCUCCUCAUGCUGUGUCUGGUGCCCCCACCCUGUGGUCAGUCCCCCAUUUUGUAACACUGAACCAGGUGGUGACUGUUUAACUCUUUGGUGUCUGUGCUCAAGACUGCCUUCUCCUCCAGUGCCCAGUGUACGAGUGUGUACCUUGUGCCCUCUCCCCUCACCCUUCACUUGCUGGACGUAGCCCUCUCCCCUAUACACCUGGGAGGGACCCAUCCAUCUUCCUUGCUCUCCUGGGGAACCCUAAACCCAACUCUGUUGAUGUGAAAAAUGCAAUGAAAACUAUUGAUGAAAAAUAAAAAGGAAAUGAAUCCUUAAAAUA
Messenger RNA from Microcebus murinus (gray mouse lemur), 4368 nucleotides. RefSeq names its product synaptic vesicle glycoprotein 2A (gene SV2A). NCBI's taxonomy places the organism in Eukaryota, Metazoa, Chordata, Mammalia, Primates, Cheirogaleidae. Gene Ontology annotation, molecular function: transmembrane transporter activity. Gene Ontology annotation, cellular component: synaptic vesicle membrane; neuron projection. The record is from RefSeq and is a predicted model, not a curated record. Gene Ontology annotation, biological process: transmembrane transport; chemical synaptic transmission.